GACAUCGCAGGCAUCUGAAUGUUGAGGAGCAACGCUGAGAAUGUCCACAGAAGGAGAAUCUGAUGAAUGAGCUGGUGGCUAAAAGAAGAGAUUAGCAUCAGAGGAAGCAACAACACCAGCCUGACGUGGGGCAGAGGAGCAUCUCGGCUGGCAGCGUGGACUCACAGAAGCAGGCAGGAUGGAUGUGGGCACCCAGACCCAGCCAGCCUCAGCUCAGCAAGGAGGCAGAUACCACAAGUUCCAGUGCAACACAACAGCUAUGGAAGAAUUUUUCCUUGAAGUUCCUCAAGCCGUGCCGGCCAGGGACAAAGCCCCGAUCGAAGCCAUCAGAACUAAAGGCAAAUAAGCCCAAGGCUCAGAACCCAACACAUGCAGAGCCACAGGGAAGGCAGCGGCUCCAUAUGCCCACAGGAGGAACAGAGACGAUUGGUAACACAAUGAUUUCCAUCUCCCGCCACCAGGAGCAGGGUGAGCCCUGGGCUACUCAAGCAGACCCUGCUGCACCACUACACCCAUCCCAAGCACAGAGCAGCUCCUGCUACCCACAUAGGCCUCUGGCAGUGAGCACACAGCCAGACCAGCCUGACAAUGGUGGACAGCAGCCACUGCUCUUUGUCUUCAAGCAGAAAAUGCCCCCCCUUGCCAUGGCUGCUCAGGGUCCUGCAAAGCUGAAUCGUUCGGCGUCUUUAGAAAUGGAAAUAGUGCCACAGUGCACCCAGCCAGCACCCAUCUCCAUGCAGCUGACCCCACAAGGGAAUUUUGUCCAGCAGCGUUCGCAGCCCCCAGCUCUGCACAAUAAGGGCAAGUCGGCUCCAGUCACCUGCCAGCCCUCCAAGGUCAGGCAAGCGCCAGUGGGAGUCAGCGUUUCCCCUCCCUGCCUGGAGAUCAUCUCGCUGAAGGAAGGCUUUGCCAUCAAGACCUUUCCCAGGUGCAGCCAAAGCUGUUUGCCUGCAGACCCCAACAGAACCCGCGCUGAGCCCCUGCCAAGGGCUGCCAAGGCACGGGGCGUUCCUGUGAGAAGCCGAGCACCGAGGUCUGUGCCCCUGCCUGGAGCCAAGUGGGUACACAAAAUCCUGUAGUGAGAAAUCUUCCCCAUCCAGCACCUGUGAGGAUCCAGUACCUGUGAGGUUCCUGUGAGGAUGGUGCAGCUUCAAGCACACAGCAACUCUGCUCCAGCCAGUUCACAUUUUAAGGAUGCUUUCUCCCCACACAUCCUCAAACCACAGGCAAGAAACUAAUAAACACAAUGCUGGUUCAGUGUAAA
This is a messenger RNA of Gallus gallus (chicken), 1264 nucleotides long. RefSeq lists its product as uncharacterized. Bases 183 to 1079 code for a protein of 298 amino acids. Lineage: Eukaryota; Metazoa; Chordata; Aves; Galliformes; Phasianidae. The record is from RefSeq and is a predicted model, not a curated record. The transcript is spliced from 4 exons.